UUGUAAAGCCGUGUACGGUAGAGAGAGAGUGAGAGAGCUGUCAUCCGACAGCUGAUCAAUAGCCAACCCCGGAACAACCCGGAAAGUCCCGGCUGGAGUUCAGCAAAUAUUGUUGUAGCUAAAGAUUUUAUAUCUUUCAUUUGAGUUCCUAAAACGAUCAUAUAUGUUUUCUCUUUUUAUCUCUUGUGAUUUGAACUGUAAAUGCAACUCAAUGAGAAAAGAUUAAUUAUGACCUAUAACCUCAAAUCGUUCAUUUAGUUAUUUGGUUUAAGUAAAAUAUUAAUCUCAAGGUCAUAACUCAAAUACAUCACCAUGGGGGAAACUGUCGAGCUUAAUAACUUAGUCCAUUCUGAUGAAGAAGACGAUGAAGAAGAUGACGACCAAGACAUUGGAAUGAUGGGCAGGUGUGGAGGUGAUGAUGGAGAUAUGAUGUUGUACAUGCGAUUAAAUACUAACAGGAAUAGCAGAGGAAGUCUUUCAAAUGGAAAUAUUGCUGUUCGUCAUUUUUCACCCACUGGUCCAAGCUGCUUAAAAUUCUGGAGGCUCUCCUCCUUUGGACAGUGUCCGUACCUUGGAUUGGUUCUUGCAACAUUAUCAUCUUUGUUUUUUUCUCUGUGCUCUGUCAUUGUCAAAGGCUUGGUUCAUGUUCAUCCCAUGGAACUAGCUGCUUGUCGGUUUGUAGGUGUCCUUCUUCCGACAAUUCCUAUUGUAAUAUGGAGGGGCGACCAUGUUUAUCCGAAGGGGAGGAGGAUCAUGCUACUGUUAAGAUCAUUUGUUGGAACAACAGGGCUGAUGUUAAGUUUUUAUGCCUUUCGACUAAUGCCCCUUGCUGAUGCCUCAGUGAUAGUUUUCAGUGUACCUGUUUUUGUUGCAAUCUUUGCUCGCGUUUUUCUGAAGGAGCCAUGUGGGCUAUGGAAUGUCAUCUGUGUAGCAUUAACUCUUAUUGGAGUAGUCUUGAUAACUCGUCCCCCUAUGCUUUUUGGAAACAGUGUUCCUGCAUUGUCAGCUGAAAACAGUGAAUCUGAGGCAACUAAUGUUUGGGGAGCAGUAGCUGCCUUUAGUGCAACAUUGUUUGGUGCUAAUGCAUAUGUCCUUCUUCGUGCUUUGAAAGGACUUCAUUUUUCAGUCAUAAUGACCAACUUUGGAACGUUUGCACUUUUCCAAACUCUUUUUACAACAUGGGGACUUGGCCAACUGUGCUGGCCUGCAUGUGGAACUGAUCGACUUCUUGUUGUUGCUUUAGCUCUGUUCAGUUUUGGAGGUCAAAUUUUACUUACUUUAUCUCUACAGCUUGAACAAGCUGGCCCUGUAGCUAUUGCUAGGUCAGCUGACAUUGUAUUUGCAUUUAUUUGGCAAGUCCUAUUUUUCCAAGAAGUUCCAAAUCGGUAUUCCAUUGCAGGUGCUGUACUUGUAACCAGUUCUGUCCUUUUAACAGGUGUGCGAAAGUGGUUAGUUGCAUUACCAAACCAUUCUCGGGUCAAAAAAUCCCUCGGGUUUCUGGCAACAUAAUGCAAAUAUGUGCUCAAUAUGCCUCUGGAUUGAUGCACACUAGUUGUAACAUACAAUUUCACUGACUCAUAAAGUGUUUUAACUUUAAAAUGAACCAAGAGCUGUCUAGUUGUUUUGACUACGUUUUCUUUUUUAAUUUUAAUCACCAGGCUUGUCAUGGUUAUGUGAUACUUCACCUUUGCUGCACAUUAAGAUAGUUUAAUUUAAUUCCAAAGAUCUCCUCUAUUUGAUUGAGCCUAUUCAAGAAAUUCAAGGUGAUCUUAAACCCUAGUCUUUUUGUGGUUUUGCUGUUCAUUUAAAAGCCUAGCUUUAAUUUAUCUAUCUAUGUAUUUAUAUUUGCAUGUGUGUUUGUGCAUUUCUCUGCUUUUUGAAAAUUGUUUUUAUACAGUGACGCAACUGUUUUUUUAUGAGUGACUGACUGUGAUUUCUUUUUACCAAGUUGCUCUAAGUCUUGAGGUACACUAGAAUUUGAAACCUAUUUCCACUCAUGAAUGUAUGUUUCUGUGUAUCUCAAAUACCUACAUUGCUAAAAUUUUCUAUUAUUAUUAAUAUUGCUCUUUCAAUCAUUCGCUUGGUUUCUUAUUAUUUCAACCCAGUCAAGAUUAUGUAUUGACCAUGUUAAAUUUUAAGUUUAACAAGAAUAGCUCUGUUGUUAUAAGAAACACAUUUUUAUGAAAAUGGUCUAGUCCAAAUAAAUAAUAUUUUAGAGACCUCUUAUCUUAGCUAACAGUAACUCAUAAUGAUCAGCACCAACCUAUAUAAGUAUUUUUAUCAGUAUUCUAUCUAUGAGACACUGUUCACUUGUUGACUUUACAUUGACCACUGUGCAGCCAUACUAAGGCCUGAAAAUCAGUCUCAGUCAACAGUUUCCAAAAUGACUUGUGUUGUUUCUCUAUAACUGUAACAAGAGUGGUGUUUGUACCAAUAUUUUGGCACUACCUUUUUUUCAUAAUUCUGUAAAAUUGAGAAAAUGGCUUUAUUGUGUGAUAUGUGACCCAAGAUCUGGUGUAAAGGAAUAGACUUUAAGUUGACAGGGGGUAUAGUUUAUCAACUCAAUAUUUGUAAAUAAACAUAACCAAAAGUUAAGAUGCCAUGCAGUACAGAGUGAUGUACGGAUAUCGGAAAUUUUGUAAUGAAACGUUACGGCAUGCAGGCUUGCGGGUGGGUUCGACUAUCUCCACCAACCGUCGGGGCCUUAGCGGCCGCGAGGAUGGAGGUGGCAUUAGGCAACCCAUCGACACACGUGCGUAUGGUUCAGUAUUACGACUACGACUAGAAAAUGUUCCGGGGUCUGCUGUUGCCCAGCAGACCCAGUGUACUCUUAUUGUACUUAUGGUUCAUAACUAUUUUCAAUAAUCUCAAAGACUUGAUUAAUGACUCAUGUUCUUCAUUUCAUUUAUAUUCGAUUCCAUGAUUCCAUAAAAUUUUCCUUAGCCUUCUGUGAUCUCUUCACACUAUUAUCUGUAUUACAUGUUAUUGCCAGUAGGAUAAACAUUUUCAUAAAUGUACAUACAUUGGUCUGGAAUUCAUUGCCACCUAGAUUAAAAAUAACAACCGUGUAUUGUGAUAUUAUGACAGCAAAUAGAUUAUUUAAAAUGCA
Messenger RNA from Frankliniella occidentalis (western flower thrips), 3109 nucleotides. Its product is annotated as solute carrier family 35 member G1. The record is from RefSeq and is a predicted model, not a curated record. Bases 313 to 1509 code for a protein of 398 amino acids. Lineage: Eukaryota; Metazoa; Arthropoda; Insecta; Thysanoptera; Thripidae. Gene Ontology annotation, cellular component: membrane. The transcript is spliced from 4 exons.